Nelumbo nucifera (sacred lotus) is the source of this 1146-nucleotide messenger RNA. RefSeq names its product VASCULAR-RELATED NAC-DOMAIN 6. Gene Ontology annotation, molecular function: nucleic acid binding; zinc ion binding. The record is from RefSeq and is a predicted model, not a curated record. NCBI's taxonomy places the organism in Eukaryota, Viridiplantae, Streptophyta, Magnoliopsida, Proteales, Nelumbonaceae.
UCCUAACCAUUGAAGUUUUCUGCCUUCGGCUAUUGACGUUUUCUCCUUUCAUCUGAGAAGUGAGAAGGAGAAACUUGAAAGGGAAAGAUGGCGAAUCAGAGGCAGAGGCUGGCUCGAAAGCGAUACAGGACAGCACACCCAGAACUGUGUGCAAAACCAGAACCAACAGCUCCAAAGGACCCUAGCAAGAAGAAGAAAAAGAAGUACAAGUUCAAGCGGAAGGCAGGAGAAAACGACGGACCCAAAACCCUAAAGACGUCUAAGAAUUCAACUUUCAGGAAACAUCCCCUCAGAGUUCCUGGCAUGAAACCUGGUGAGGGCUGUUUCAUCUGCAAAGCCGACAAUCACAUUGCCAAACUCUGUCCUCAGAAGACUCAGUGGGAGAAACAUAAAAUUUGCUUGCUCUGCCGGCAACGUGGGCAUAGUCUUAAGAAUUGCCCGAACAAGAGCGAUGAAAUCAAUGACAAGAAGCUUUGCUAUAAUUGCGGGGAAUAUGGGCAUUCACUUUCUAAAUGUCCCCAACCUCUUCAAGAUGGGGGAGCAAAAUUUGCUAAUUGCUUUGUUUGUGGUGAGCAUGGACACCUGAGUAAAAAUUGCCCAAAAAAUACACAUGGGAUUUAUCCAAAGGGUGGUUCCUGUAAAAUAUGUGGUGGCAUCACACAUUUGGCUAAAAAUUGCCCUAACAAAGAUGACAGAGGUCUUACUGCUGCCAAUGUAGCAGAAAACAAAUCAAGUGCACAGGUGACUAAAUUUGGGUCUGGAGACGAUCUUGAUGAUUUUGGUGAUAUUUGCAUGGAGGAAGAUUCUAAUGAAGGCAAGAAACGUGCUUCUUCCAAGUCAAAAGCCAAUUCUACUUCAGGAGUUGAAGUUGAAAACAAUAGCAAUGUAAAAGCUAAGAAAAAACAGGGGGCCAAAGUAGUGAAUUUUAUGGGCUAACAGGUCUCUGGGUGCAAUCAAUGGAAUUAUUUUUAUGCUAAAACAUUCUUUAUCGUGAUACAACAUGUCUGCAUUUAUCAGAGGAAUUUUCUGCUCAAAAUGACUCACCAUUUAAAUGACUUCCCUGAUUAUGUUGUUAUCAAACUUGAGAUUUGUAAGGUUUCGGUAAGAAGUUUUCUGGAUAGAAAAAACUAUGAUGUUAGCAAGCAA